Molecule: messenger RNA, 3114 nt
Organism: Penicillium lagena
Lineage: Eukaryota; Fungi; Ascomycota; Eurotiomycetes; Eurotiales; Aspergillaceae
Product: antibiotic synthetase
Exons: 1
Coding region: 1-3114 (1037 amino acids)
Source: RefSeq, a predicted model, not a curated record
AUGGCAAGCAAGGUUAUUACGACAACCUACAAUGGAUCUGCAUCAACCAAUGUAAAACUUGAGGGUGUAAGCCCUGGUCUUGGAGAGCUGUUAUACGAAAAUGUUCGGAAGCACCCUGGAAACAUCGCGAUUGAGUUCGGUGAACGGAAAGUCACAUAUGCAGAACUUCAUUGUUAUGGGCUGAUCCUGUCCCGUCAACUCGUCAAGCGAGGGUUGAAGGCCGAGGAACCAGUGGCCAUCAUUACCGACGCUGGAAUCGACCAAAUCAUCGCGCAAGUAGCCAUUAUCUACAGUGGUGGCGUUUGUUGUGGCCUUGACCCAUCUCUUCCCGAGAAAGAAAUCAAGGAUCGGCUGCUUAACGCUGCAUGCCGGUUGUGCCUCCUCGAUGACCAAAAUAUGGGCCGCCUGAAAGAUUUCACAAUGAUGGCCAUACCAAGCCGUCCACUCACUGUCGAUGAUGUGGAACUAGCCAUUCAAUGCCCGCCUUCACGAAGCACGAUAAGUGACCAGCUUUGCCAUUUGAUGCACACAUCAGGCUCGACUGGUAAAUCCAAGGCUGUGCGGAUCAAGAGCAAGGCAAUUUUACAAGUUGCGAGAUGUAGGCGGACUGUACCCAUAAGCUCUCGAGAUCGGGUGGCCCAGAUAGGCAUGGUAAGCUUUGAUGUCUCUAUGUGGGAGAUUUGGGUCACUAUGAUUCACGGGGCAACUAUCAUUCCUAUUCGCCGCAGUAUUGUGUCGGACGUUUUCCAACUAUCCCAACUUUUGACGGAACUGGCAGUCACAGCUAUUCUUGUUCCCGCAGCGUUACUCUCGCCACUCGUACUUGCUUCGCCUACUGUUUUCUCUAAAAUGAAUGUGGUCUAUAGUGGUGGAGAGGCACCAAAUCUUGCGGCGAUGCAAUCCGUCUUGGAAACUGCGCCACCCAAGCACAUGUUCAACGGAUACGGACCCACAGAGUGCUGCAUUUUCUCACUUGUGCGUGAGAUCACUCUCGAGGAUGCCAAAAAGCGUUGUACGUCCCUUAACAUUCCUGUCGGAGAGACAAAAUACAUGAUUUUGAACGACCAGUAUUUGCCUGUGGCAACAGGGGAGACCGGAGAGCUCUUCCUGGGGGGGGACGGGGUUUCACCAGGUUAUCUCAACCUUGCUGAGAAGACUGCAGAGCGGUUCUUGACAAGUCUCGAUCAUCCUACCCUAGAUUCUUCAUGUAACUGGUUUGCGACGGGUGAUUUGGCCCAGCAGACUAGUUCUGGCGAUAUUCAGAUUGUUGGACGGAAGGAUUACCAGGUGAAGAUUCGGGGUUUCCGUAUCGAAUUGGAAGGUGUUGAGGCCGCUUUGAUGGAGACCGGUUUCUUCUACGCCGCUUCUGCUUGUAAGGUGCAGCGCGACGAUGACCAAACGAAUGCAAUUCUCGUCGCAUUUGUGGUUCCUAAAAGCGCCGACUUCAACGUGAAGGAUGCUAUUGCAUUAUUAGAGAAACAAUUGCCAGGUUAUAUGAUACCCCGGAUUGAGAUACACGAGAAACUCCCAUUGAACGGACAUUGCAAGGUCGAUCGUCACCAGUUAGUCCGCGACUAUCUCGAAAAUGCCACUGCAAGACAGGCCGAGUCGCAUAGAUCAACCAACGAUGCUUCCAUUAUUGAAAGACUGAGAAAGAUCUGGUACAGCGUACUACCAUCAUACGGUGGAGAGAUCCGGUACACGGAUGACUUUUUGACAAUUGGCGGCAGCUCGCUACAGGCGGCUAUGCUCCUCAUUCGGAUCAAGAAAGAGUUUGGAACGCAAUUGACGGCGGUGGACAUAUUCGAACACACUACCCUCGCAGGGAUGGCAGACCUGAUAGGCGCUGGAAAUAAGUCAUUUCGUUUGGACGAGGUCCAAAAUCAACUCUUCCGCAAAGACGCAAGCCUGUUUUCUACACUCAACCUGCGGCCAUUGGCUGAUGCACCAGUCAACUGGAACGCGCCAUCUGAAGGCCAUAUAUUCUUAACUGGAGCGACUGGAUACGUGGGGGCAUUUACCCUACACGCAAUGCUUACUCUGCCCGAGGUGAAAUCUGUCACAUGUCUCGUGCGCGGUGAUACUCAAAGCGAUGCCCGCGCACGUGUCAUGAAAACGCAGGCUCAGUAUUGCCUUGAUUCCAAUUCAUCUGCAUACGACAAGCUCGUGGUCAUUGAAGGAAGUCUCGAUCAUGAGACAUUGGGACUUGGAACCGAAAAAUUCCUGGAACUAGCAGAGCAAACCUCCGCUAUUUUCCAUCUGGCUGCUCAUGUCAAUUAUGCUCAUCCAUAUGUUAACCAUCGGACUGCUAAUGUCAUUGGCACUGCGACACUACUUCGACUGCAGUCAAUUGGCAAGCCAAAACGCCUUCACUAUAUGUCAUCCAUCUCCAUAUACGGACCAACCGGGCUUAUUCACAACCGCCGCAGCGUGGGAGAAAAUGAUUCUCCGAUGAAGUACAUUGACUCAGUCCAGUAUGACAACGGAUAUGCUCAAAGCAAGUGGGUUUCGGAGAAAUUAGUGUAUGACGCUAUUCAGUCGGGCUUUCCCAUCACUAUCUAUCGUCCGGGCUCGGUCUUUUGUCAUAGCGUUACAGGAGUGGGUAAUGCCUCCGACUUCAAUAGCCGGUUGAUGCUCAGUUGCCUCCGGAUGAAGUGCUUCCCAACCAUGAUGGAUCAAAGCAAGAACUUUAUCCCGGUCGACUACCUCACUAAGGCUAUGCUCCAUCUGUCCAAAAGGGAUGAUAGUAUCGGACAAGGCUACAACCUGGUCCCGGAACUGCUAGAGCCGCCGACAACCGAGCUUCAGAAAACGUUUAAGAUGGUAGAAGAAGCAAGUGGGGUUUCUCUUGAAGAAUUGCCGUAUCGAACCUGGUUGGAUCGUCUCCAGGCACAGGAUGACAGCGAUCCCCUUCGUCCUUUGCUACCAAUGUUAGACGAGAAGGUUUUCAACGGCCUUUGCCGGUGGGAAACAUACGCCAAGAUGCCAAUCUACGAGACUAGCAAUCUCAAGAGGCAUCUGCAAAGUGACCCAACAUUGGGCAAGUGUCCUCCGUUGAGUAUGAAUUUGUUGAAAAAGUUUCUUACCAACUUGGGAGCGCUGGAUAAUAUCUAA